GGUGGGUGGACGGACGACCCACCCGGACUGGGCCCCGCCUCUGCGACAUCAGUGGUCACGUGGGCAAUCAAAGUUGCGUGCGGGCUGCAACCAGUCGCAAACUUUUAGUUUCAAAAGUUUUCGGUGAAAGUUGUUGCGGUCGUGGUUCGACGGUGGGGCCGAUGUCGAGUUGAAAACUUGCGGCGAACCAGACCGCGGCCUGAUUUAGCGGAGUUUCUCGCACUGUUGCUUCAUUUUAAAAGUUGUAUAUUUUGCUGGGAGUUUGCGGAUGGAUUCCAGUCAGCAGCAGCAGCAACAGGCGCCGGCGCUGCCUCCGGCCGGGCACCAGGUCGUGCAUGUCCGCGGGGACUCGGAGACCGACCUGGAGGCGCUCUUCAACGCCGUCAUGAACCCCAAGAACUCCAACGUGCCGCAGUCGGUGCCGAUGCGGCUUCGCAAGCUGCCUGACUCUUUUUUCAAGCAGCCCGAACCCAAGAGCCACUCCCGACAGGCGAGUACGGACGGGGGCAACGCACCACCGCUCCAGGCGCAGCAUGUUCGGGCGCACUCCUCGCCCGCCUCUCUGCUCAGCGCCGCCGCCGCAGCCGCCGCCGCCUCCAGCCCUACCCCUACCGGCUCGGCCGGAGCCCCGGUCACCCAGGCACAGGUCGGCGGGAUCGGUUCAGCUCCCGGCGCUGACCCGAGCACUCACCUCCGACAGUCUUCUUAUGAGUUUUCCGAUGAUGUGCCUCUGCCGCCUGGCUGGGAAAUGGCCAAAACCCCCUCGGGACAGAGAUAUUACCUGAAUCACAUUGAACAGACAACAACAUGGCAGGACCCAAGGAAACCAAUGUCUGUGAUAAAUUCAGCUACUUCCGCGAGUCCGGUGUCCAUACAGCAGAAUGUGAUGAAUACCACAGCCUCUGGCCCACUUCCCGAUGGCUGGGAGCAAGGCAUAACCCCAGAUGGGGAGAUUUACUACAUAAACCACAAAAACAAGACCACAUCUUGGUUGGACCCAAGGCUUGAUCCUCGCUAUGCAAUGGACCAACAAAGAAUGACACAAAGUGCUCCUGUCAAAACAUCACCAUCCAUGGGUCCUCAUAGUCCUCAUAGCCCACAAGGAGGAGCAAUAUCAGGCUCCAACAAACAACAACAGAUGAGGCUCCAGCAACUCCAGUUUGAGAAAGAAAGGCUUCGACUGAAACAUCAAGAACUCCUACGACAGGAAAUGGCCUUGCGUAGUCAGCUGCCAACUAUGGAACAGGAUGGCAGUCCUCAAAAUGCAGUUUCAUCAUCAGCGAUACCACAAGAUGCAAGGACAAUGACAACCAACAGUUCAGAUCCAUUCCUUAAUAGUGGAACGUACCAUUCUAGGGAGGAGAGUACUGACAGUGGACUCGGCAUGAGCAGCUAUAGUGUACCCAGAACGCCCGAUGACUUUCUUAACAGUGUUGAAGAAAUGGACACAGGUGAAAACCUUGGCCCAAAUAAUAUAAAUUCACAACAGAACCGUUUUCCAGACUACUUGGAAACUAUUCCAGGAACUAAUGUGGACCUUGGAACGCUGGAGGAAGACAGCAUGAAUGUGGAAGGAGAGGAAUUGAUGCCAAGCCUGCAAGAGGCAUUGAGCUCCGACUUUCUUAAUGAUAUGGAGUCUGUCCUUGCUGCCACAAAGAUAGAUAAAGAGAGCUUUCUGACAUGGCUAUAGGACUCUUAAUCCUAUGGACUGUGUUUUAUUCUGUGAAGGAUGAGAAAACUUGAGACAUUUUUACAACUUGAUUGGAACUUCAAUGAGUUCUGUCUCUUCUGAUGCAAGAUUGGAUAAACUCCAAAUAUUUGGAAAGGAUUCUGCCAUUUAGUAUUUCACACAUUUUGGAAAUAGUGAUUAGCAAAUGCUAUAUACCAUUUCUUUUACCUACUUUACCUUGAAGAGCUAGUAUACAUGUCCAGCUGUAUCCUGUUGAUUUUUAUUCUGAUCCAAUUUAUACCCAUGGACGAUACCUGUAUAACUUUUUUGAUUCCAUAGUUUUGCAGCAACGAUCACAUUUUUGCUUUUCAAAGUAUUUUUGAGACCUGAUUAAUUUUAGUGUUUAAAUCAAGUAACAUGAUCUUUUAAUCUGGGCUACUUCUGUAUUAUCAGAUUUACUCAGCAGCUGCUGAACCAUCAACAGAGAAUCUGGUGCCAGUUAAGUGCCUUUGCCUAGCUUCUUCAAAGCUUUGUCACAUCUUGCAUCCAAAUAUGCUGCCUACAUGGAUCUUUUUAGAUGGUGUCUUCCAUUUCAUAAUGUACACCACAGUAUCAUAUUUGCUUUUGUCUUUGAGCAAUUGAGAUAUAAAUUUCAAACAGCUGUGUAAUUAAUUCUGGGAGUUGGGUGAUUACAAGGUGAAUUCUCAGCUGUUAAUUUCAUUUGGUCUUAUUUAAAUAUGAAAGAUUUGUCAGUCGUUUUUAAUUACUUGUACAUGAUUUUACAGUAUACAUUUUCAAUAAUGUCUAUCAAAGUUAUUUCAGAUAUGUUUGAAAGUAGGCAUUUUUCUUCUGCAGCUAAUGAACAAAGGGUUAUUUUUUACACCAAAAGACUUGGGGCAUGAUCAAUAUAAAGAAGAGCAGGUUAUAUAGAUGCUUAAAGGAAAAAGCCCUUGAACUUGUUUUGUAGGUUGUAGAAUGGUUAAAUGGCUGUUUGUUAUGUGUUAGAUGGUUAGCAGAACAAAUAGUAUGAAGAGUCCUGUAUACAGUAGUGAAUGAUUAGGAAAGUUAAUGGUUAUAAGAACGUGUAUGUGUAUAAUAGUUUUAAGAAUUGUGACAUAUCAGCAGAAGCUUUGUGAUCAAAAAGGUCUCCAAAGAGUAUUCUCUUUAAUACUGAAGUUCAUAAGCUUUUUUUUGUACAAACCUCAUUUUUCAAUUAGGAGCUGUUAAAUACUCUCUACCCCUUUUUUUGAAAACCAUAUACAAGAAACUCUCUGGUCUGGCAACUCCCAUGGUCUGGCAUGUUUUGAAUCUGUGGUACAGAUUUUCUAUGGUCCGGCACCAGUCAGUUCCCAAGGGGGCCGGACUAAAGAGUUUGAAUCUGUAUUUAGAUUUUUACUUGUAAAGACGAUGUGGCCUGUGAUUUGAAUAUCUAGGUACUAAGAGAACCCUGGAAAUCAUUUUAAACUUCAAUGUUGCUAAAUAAUCUAGUUUUCCAAAUUCAGUCUAUCCUCGGUGAGUGAGAUUUUUAAAAUAUUAUCCAUAUCUGACACUGCUGCUUCAUUGCACAUAAAUCUCUAGUAUUUGGCCUAAAAUUAUAUUCCCAGUCAGUAGCAAUAGGUAAGUAUGCUGUGUUGUCACAUCAGCAUGUUGUAUUUACCUCCAAAGAUCACCAUGUUGAAAUUCUAGGCAAUUCUUUCUUGCAGAUUGAAUUUCUAGCAAAGUUGUUUCUUGGGCAUGGCUUUAAGAUUUUUGUAUUGAAAGUCUUAAGCAGUGUAUUUAUUGAAAGUGCUACAUUCCAAGGCCUUUUGAGUGCCACCUUUUCUUUCCUGCCUAAGUUUCCAUUUGUCAAGUGGCAUUUUUAUAAUCUGUACACUGAUCAACAAUGAUUUUAUAUAAGUUUUAUAAAUUGGACAAUGCAUAUUCGAACAUGUGCCUAUAUAACUUGUGCUCUGGGAUGAGCAGCAAAAUUCUACUCAUCCACUUCUUAGUUUUAGAAUUAAUGUAGUUUCAUACUCAAAGUUUGAUGAAUUAGUACUAAUUUGAGCAGUCAGAUUCCAAAUGUCUUUCUUUUUAAAACCAAGUCCUGAAUAAGAUCAAAAACAGUCCUCGCUUCCAAAAGAGGUGGAUUCUGAUGUGUGUCAUUUUAUAUAUUUGAUGGUGGCCAAUGAACUUGAUUACCUUUUACAAAGCAGGUUAUAGAGGAAAAAGACAUUGCUUUGCAUGAUCAUGUACAGAUAGUUAAACUGGUGAGAAAACUUGUAUUUUUUAAUUUCUAGGAGUUGGUGAACUAAAUUGUUUAACGUGUAGGAGAUGAGAGCCGAUCAGUGUUGGAACUAAAGCAAUGCAACAAAUUUUUAAUUUUGCAAAAUAUUCCAAAUACUCAUCUGAGUAAGUGUACAGUGUUUUUGCACAUCCAUAAUGAAAUCUUUUUGAACAAGGCCUAAAUAUCUUUUAAGUAGCCAGAUGUAUGCUUGGCAUACAUAGAACACUGACAUUUCUGUCCUGUGAUAGUUGUCAAAUGUGUAAAAGAAAAAGGAAAAAAAAUCAUAUCAAGAGUACUGAUAAAUGCACACACUUCAAUUUAUAUUCUGAAAUGUUGAUUUUUUUUCCAGAUGUACCAGCAUGCCAGUAUAUAGAGACAUUAGAGAUAUUCUGCAUUUAUUUCUGUAUGUAAUACUUUCCAAUGGUUCAUAAUGAUUCAUGUGGUAUAAAAUAUAUUCUU
Molecule: messenger RNA, 4391 nt
Organism: Pristis pectinata (smalltooth sawfish)
Lineage: Eukaryota; Metazoa; Chordata; Chondrichthyes; Rhinopristiformes; Pristidae
Gene: yap1
Product: Yes1 associated transcriptional regulator
Exons: 7
Coding region: 269-1690 (473 amino acids)
Biological process (GO): positive regulation of transcription by RNA polymerase II; hippo signaling
Cellular component (GO): cytoplasm; nucleus
Molecular function (GO): protein binding; transcription corepressor activity; transcription coactivator activity
Source: RefSeq, a predicted model, not a curated record